GUAACUAUAACUUAAGCUCUCGAUCACGGCCCUUCCCUUCAUAUGAGAGUGCCGAUCACCAAUUACCCUACCCUACACGCCAUUAACGGUUAAAUGCUUUCUUUUAAUGGCACAAUUGAUGGUAACUAUGCAAAACCACCCCAUGCCAUGUCAUUUGAUAAAAAACAAUCACCAUUUGCAAAGGGCAUGUCUUUUUUAUUUUGAUUCCCAAAUCCCAUGUUUAUUUGCUACCCUCCAUCGAUUCUUUGCAUAAAAAAAAUCAAACUUAAACUCCUUUUUUUAGCCGUAUAAUGAUCAUAGGUUUUAUUUCAUUUUUGUGAUUCUUUUCGUGAUGUGACAGAGAUCAAUUUACUAUAUAUCACUCUUGAUUUUUUCUAAAGUAGCAAGCCUCGACGAAUCUACAAUAUAUAUGUAUGGCCCAUAUUGUAUAUAUUUUUUCCCUAACGAAUAAGCUUCUUUUUCUUCCAACUACUCUUCUUUUAUUAUGACUUUCUUGUCAUUAAUUUUGGGCCAAAACAAAUUUUCCAAGGAUUUUAUAGAAAAGAAUGUUGCUAUCAACUGCUCUAUAUAUACAUAUUUCAGACCCACGAAGCCAAUCCCCAAACCUCAAUCAUGCAUUCUAUUUUUGGGUGACAUCGUAAAUGAUAUCCAACCUCCAUUAAUGCGUUCUUUUUUUCCCUUGCGUGGCCCAUCUGUUCUACCCCUUAAAAUUAUUUUUUUCUCUCUUUUUCUCCUCUUCUCUGUCACAUAUGAAGCCAAAACAUGACAGCAAAUAAGGAAGAGAUUGUGCCAAUAUCACAGCAAUCAAGCCUCCUCGAGUGUUGCAUGUGUGGAGAUUGUGGUCUAACUCAUGAGCUUUUUCAGUGCAAAGUUUGCCAAUUCAGAUCUCAACACAGAUACUGUAGCAAUAUGUAUCCAAAAGCCGAGUCUUAUAAAGUUUGUAAUUGGUGUUUGAAUCAAAAGGAGGAUUCAAAGGAGAAGUCUCAAAAUUCUUCUAAUUCUUCAGCAUCAUGUAAAGGCAACAACAAUGACGAUAGCAAGAACAAGAAGAAGGGUGAUAACCAUGGUGCUGCAGGCUUAAAAGGAAGCCAAAGAAACAACAACUUAAAGCCGCAACCGAUCAAGAACCCCAUCAAGAAUCCGAAGUCAGCAGAGAAAUUACCGCCAAGUACGAUACGAAAAAGGAUCAUAACGCACGCCCGUUUAGAAGAAAAGCUUAGGAGAUUAAAGUCAGAAGAGAUAUCAAAUAGCGCCCUCAUUACAAGGCAUGUGUUCAGAAACAAGGUAAGAAGAUACAAGCUUUUGGAUGAGGUUUCAAGUUAACUCAAAAUGCUUAUCUGAAAAUGAAACUACAGAGAUGGUCACUGUUUUGUCUUCUUGUGGGGAAUUUUAUUUUGGUCCCAGAAAAAGAAAAUAGACAAAAAUAUAUAUUGGGGAUUCAAUAAAUGGAUCCAAUGGAGAUGAGGAAUUAAACUAGGGCGGACUAUGCCAGAGAACAAGGGUCGUUUCAUUUACUACUUUUACAACUACUACAUGUUUUUCUAAUUUUCCCUCGUUCCAAACGGAUAAAACCAGUGUAAUUUGCAAGAAACUUUUGGAAUGAUAGAAAAAAAAUCAUGGAUAUCGUUUUCCAUCUGGUGCAUAUGGUUAAAAAUUCUAAUAUUCGAAAAUCGCUACAAUGCAUUUAGUUUAGUUAAUAGUCAUUAGGGGAAAGUAGUCACCAGGAUCAGAAUUUGCCAGGUAAUCGUCACCAGGAUGCUUCCACUGAUCAUAUUACAGCUGGGGUAAGAGAAAUUAAAUUAAAAAAAAAAAUGCUAGCUUUCCCCAACAGAUUUGUUUAGGUCAAAUCCUAGGCCUUCCAAUGGUACUGAAAUAUCUCAGAUUCCAAAUUGUUUUGCGGUCGGAAAUAUUUUUGAAUGGAAAUGUUCCAUAUUCUAUAUGGAAGAAAGUAUAAAAGCUAGUUGUAAAAAACUAUGGUUUACUGUUAGAAAAUUGGAUGAUUUGAUCUAGAAAAAAUAAUUGCUCAAGCUUUGGUUGACUUGGGAUAACGCGUUUGCAUAAGCACAAAGUCCAUUCAUUGGCUUCCACAAUUUCUUUGUUUUUCUUUCUAAAAUAAUGUUAGUUUUUCAGGUUUAUUUUUUUUCCUGUUCAUAUAUGGCGUGAAAAACGGGUAUCUUUAAACCCUGCGGCUAAUCAUAUCUCCUUCAAGUUCUUGUCACACACGUAUUAGAAUGGAACGAAUUUUUUCUUUAAUUUCAAAAAAUAAUUAACGUGUACGAUAAUCUCAAAUGUAGAUGCUUUCAA
Messenger RNA from Durio zibethinus, 2304 nucleotides. RefSeq lists its product as uncharacterized. NCBI's taxonomy places the organism in Eukaryota, Viridiplantae, Streptophyta, Magnoliopsida, Malvales, Malvaceae. The record is from RefSeq and is a predicted model, not a curated record.